Gavia stellata (red-throated loon) is the source of this 1987-nucleotide messenger RNA. RefSeq names its product selenoprotein F (gene SELENOF). Gene Ontology annotation, molecular function: oxidoreductase activity. Gene Ontology annotation, cellular component: endoplasmic reticulum lumen. The transcript is spliced from 5 exons. NCBI's taxonomy places the organism in Eukaryota, Metazoa, Chordata, Aves, Gaviiformes, Gaviidae. The record is from RefSeq and is a predicted model, not a curated record.
AUGGCGGCGGCCGCCGAGCUAACGGCUGUGGGGCGUUGCUGGUUCUGGUUGUUAGUGGGGCUGCAGGCGAUAAGUGUAUAUGGAGCACAGUUGUCAUCAGAAGCUUGCAGAGAGCUGGGUUUCUCCAGUAACUUGCUAUGCAGUUCUUGCAACCUUCUUGGACAGUUCAAUCUGAACCAGUUGGAUCCGUUCUGCAGGCAGUGCUGCCAAGAAGAAGCUCAGCUGGAAACUAGAAAGCUUUAUGCAGGAGCUGUCCUAGAGGUAUGUGGAUGAAAAUUGGGAAGGUUCCCUCAAGUCCAGGCUUUUGUCAGGAGCGAUAAGCCAAAACUCUUCAGGGGACUGCAAAUCAAGUAUGUGCGUGGUUCUGACCCUGUACUAAAGCUGCUGGACGACAGUGGGAACAUUGCAGAAGAACUGAGCAUCCUGAAGUGGAAUACAGAUAGCGUGGAAGAAUUUCUAAGCGAAAAAUUAGAACGUCUAUAAAUCAUUGUUUUCAGUCCUCUUUCCUUUUCAUGUUUUGUCAUGGUAAUCUUCUCAGAUGUAGUGUGCUACAAUUGAAAAAACAUUCCAGCUUCUAUAUUAAUUUUAAAAUAUCUGUUUUGCUGUACUAAACAUCUUGUAAUUAGAAGGGGAAGCUUCAUCACACAUAUCUGACAAGUUGACAAACAGAAUAGCUUGUCUUAAUAUAUUUCAGCUCUUAAUGCAUUUAUCACUAACAAAAUGCUUUGUUUCAAAGUUAAUUAUGCAAAUACCAGUUUAAUUGGACCUGUUUUUACAAAUGCUCUUAAGAGCUUCAAAUAAUUGAAAUUAUUACCAUGCUUUUUGUCUGCUGCUGUUUGCAAGAAAGUCAGAACCAAAUGCAGUGUACUAUCUCCCAAAGAAACUUGACUGCUGAUGCCCUCUUCUUUUUUGUAUUAUUUGAACUGUCCUUUUUAUAGAAGCAUUGUUUACAGUGAGUAUCUAGUUCACAGGUUUUGAAGCUGAUGGAGGAACUCAUGCUCUGGUACUGUGAAACACUUACUUAGUAAGUACACUUUAGUGAAGACUACAUAGAAAACCUCUGAGGUGUAUGGAAGUCAGAUGUCAGGUGUGCUUUUUGUUAAGUGUUUUGCUUCAGAAAACAUGAGAUACAAGUCUUGAAAAACCUUUCCUUCUACCUUUCACAAGUUUAUGAAAUGAAUUUAUAAACUCUUCUUUUAAAAUGUAUAUUUUUCUGUCUCAGUUGAAAUUUAUGUGAACAGGGAAUAUAGACGGUAUGUAUGGUAAUGAGUCAAAUCCAUUAUGACUUGUCAGGUUUUUUCCACUUAGAGUGAAUAAAUAUGGUAAGCAAGAAUAAUGUGGUUUUUGCUGAAGCCUAAUUAGCAAAUAAGUCUUUCCUUUCCUUUAACUACUUCAUGCACACCAGUUUUUGGUUGAAUGGGUGUUAUCCUGUGGCCUGAAUUGGUACUCAGUUUUUCUCUUCAUAUAUAAUUUUAUAUCUAUCAUCUCAAGGAAUUUCUGUACAACUUACAGAUUUUAGUCCCAACUUUUGAGAAAAAAAUCAUCAACUUCAUAGCAGAACAAUAAACUUGGGACUGAGACCACACUAAAUUAUCAGAAGUAAUACACUAAGGUGGUUUUUUAGGCAUAGCCUUCUGAGUUUUUAUUCCUGAAAUACUCUUAUAGACUCUUAGAACGUGCAUGCAGCUGGGUCACAUGAUGUGAUCCUUGUUGUUCUUGCUCUCACUCUUAUUCUAUGCCUUUCACUCCUAUCCUUGUAAAACAUGCUGCUCAUCUUGCAGAUGACUCAGUGUGGGACAGCUACAAUGGUGGUCACCACUGUCUUUGAGAAAUAAACUCUACAUAAAAAGCACAAAUCUUCACAGCUUGUGCUAACUUAUCAGAGUCAAACAUGGAUUUGUUCUUGGGAUGUGUGAUGUAUUAGUCAGCAGAUGAGCUACAACCAAACCAUGUGGCAUGACAACCCAGUAUUUUGGUAGUAAAAAUA